Molecule: messenger RNA, 2551 nt
Organism: Daphnia pulicaria
Lineage: Eukaryota; Metazoa; Arthropoda; Branchiopoda; Diplostraca; Daphniidae
Exons: 6
Coding region: 403-2313 (636 amino acids)
Source: RefSeq, a predicted model, not a curated record
CAUCGGGAAGAGAAUUUGCGUUCACCUUUUAAUAUUGUGUAUGAGGCAUUCGGCACGUGAAGUGCAUCCCAAAAGGCGCUUCAACCCCAAAAUUUAUUAGUGUAAAGUUUAGCGUUUAGGCUACGCUUACAGUGCAAAAGUGUUUUAGUAACAAUUUUCCCAGUGUCUUUUAUUAUUCAAAAAUGUGUUUCAUCAACAAAAUGUGGCAAUCAUUCGUGUAAAAAAAAAAAUGCCACCUUUCGUAUUCGAAAAACAGCCGUUUGGAAUAAAAUCUAACUUUGAUUAAUAAUAGCGACAUUUUCUUCUGCGGUGGUGAGGCCGAUCGCCGUGUCUAACUUAAGUGAUAGCCGCAAACGCAAGUCUAGUCAAGACGUAGAAGGUGCCUAUGAAGGUAGCUGGGCCAUGAGACCAAAACCUCCGACGACGACAACACCGCCACCGUCGUCAACACCUUCAUCGUCCGAAGAAGCAUCUGCGCCUGGAUUGGAGGAGGAAAACAAAGACGAAAUGUUAAACAUUUAUUUUUGCAUGGUUGACGCCCUGCUCCGAUCAGCCGAUGAAGAACGACCGCUUCAUUCCGCUCGUAAUGAGCUAAAUCAGAAACUAGGCCAAUAUGACGCAAAUAAAAAUAAAGAUAUGCGUCUUCGACUACUUAAACAUUUUCAGAGUCAGGGAAAAGAGGCCAGAGAUCUAGUGGGUCUUUUUCGCCUUCUUGAUGUUAUCUUGGACGAUCACAUGGACCUCGUCGAGAUUCCUUGUAGGGACGAGGAUGGAUGUGAAUGUUUUGAUAAUCGCAUUUUGCCGAUCAUCAUCAAGCGCUGCCCGAAUCUUGGGAAACUUCACUUCCGUUGCUCAAACGGCUUGGCGCAAGACUGGCCAGAGACCAUUGGUUUUUACAUCAGCCAAUUUACUCUUCUGACAAGCUUGCAUUUAGACAAGGUUCCCAUUCAGUGCAAAUCCAUCAUCUCCGUUUUGGGAAAGUCUUGUCCGCGUCUAAAGUCCUUGCGUCUCGGUUUCGAUAAUUUACCUCUUUCCAUCGACGAAUUUUUGAGUAUAUUCUACUGCGGUGAUUUGACCCUGCUGAGAAAUGUCACUCCAGAUGUUCCCUCAAUCGAACACGACCAAAACCCGGCCACCGAACAGAAAAAGGCUUACAAUGAAUGUUGUGUGCCGCCUCAUCUCUUAUAUUCAUUCUGCCAAACCUUGGAAGAAAUUCGGAUAAAUUAUUUCAGCAGUAAUGAGCCAUAUGUUAUUGCCUUCAUUCUACGCCACCUGCCGCUUUUACAAAAGCUUGAAACAUCUGAUUUUGAAUUCAAAGACUACACUACUAGUAUUCGCGCACUGUGGGAUACUCAGAAUCGAAUGCAUCGAGAGUCAUCUGCCGACGAAAGCAUGGAGUUAUCUCUUCCCUCGAAUUCAGAUUCUAUUGUGCUAAAAGAAUUUUCAGGAAAGUUGGCUCUGACGAGUCUUUUCGUUGAAGGUGAGAGGGAUUACUUGAAUCUCAAGAGCAUGUGCGAACUCUGUCCUGAUCUUCAGAAACUUCAUCUCCUUGAAACAAGUGUUCGUGACGUUGCUGAAACUAAAACUUCAGAAAAUGGAUUCACAUUAUUAGAAAUAGCAAAUGAUUUCAACAAAUUAAAUAAGUUAAGGGUUUUAACUUGUACGGAGAGUGAUGGUCCACUAUGUUCUGUGAUCACGCAAGCAACGGCGCCCUUCCUAACCGCGCUCGAAGUAGUUUUGGACGGCGUUUUUAUCCCGAAAUUCGACUUUCUUAUUUCGUGCGACAACCUUCAGAUCCUCAAACUUUCUACCGAGUUUCACCCACCGCUCAAAAGCUAUUUCAGUGUAGAGACUAAAUCAAAUCUGAUCCCCGAGACGUUUUUGCCAAAGCUAGAAGAGGUGCAAUUGGAUUUCUGCAUGAACUCCGAACUCGAGGAACUUUUUCUAAAGAAGUCUACCCUUAAACAUAUCGACGUCCUAUGCUUGCAUCAUGUUGGACAGUCGGAUGAGCAAUUUAUCGAACUUUUUCUGCAAUGGCCUCAUCUAGUCAGCUUCAAGUAUAAGAUGCCUCGGAAAUUCACUGUUGAUAUGGGACUGAAGAUACUGGCACAUCUUCCAUGUUUGCGCUCUCUUUCUCUCUUUAAAGAUAUUAAAUACAGAUGUUCUGGUGAUUUUAAUCAACUCAAGAAAACUUGCCGCCAACGAAACAUCAAACUCGACUUACAUUUGUUUGUAGACACCUAUCUCUGCAUUGACGGAGAUGUGAACGGUGAUCGAGUGUCCACCUCCGACGAAAGCGAGACGGAUUCCUAAUGUUCUACUGUAAGAUUUUCCAUUCAUGUAAACGGAUAUCGUUAACUCUCAUACCAAUCGUAGGGGCUUCCGAUUAUUAGUUUGUUAAGUGUACAGUAAUGCCUAUAUUUUGCAUUUAUAUCAACUGCACGUAAUAUCUUUUAUUCAAAUUCUCUUUCCGAUUCCGAGUUUUAAUUGUUUUCAUGUGGCUUUUAUAAAGUCAAGUGAAUGCCAUUUUGAUACAACGUCUGUGAACGCA